Dreissena polymorpha is the source of this 468-nucleotide messenger RNA. RefSeq names its product putative nuclease HARBI1. The record is from RefSeq and is a predicted model, not a curated record. The coding region runs from base 1 to 468 and encodes 155 amino acids. Lineage: Eukaryota; Metazoa; Mollusca; Bivalvia; Myida; Dreissenidae. The transcript is spliced from 5 exons.
AUGGCGUCCACAGUGCUAACACCGGACCGAAAACCAAACUGUUUCCCCCAAGUGGUUGGUGUGGUUGAUGGGACACAUAUCCGUAUUCAAGCGCCUAGCGCCAACGAAGACGAUUAUGUGAACAGAAAGGGAUUUCACUCCCUUAAUGUACAGAUGAUUUGUGAUGCCACUUUUUGGUUUGUUGACGUAGUCGCAAAGUGGCCUGGGAGCGUUCACGAUUCAAGGAUCUUUCGUGAAAGCGCCAUACGUCAGCGCUUUGAAAGAGGUGAAAUCAACGGUCUUCUGCUUGGUGACUCUGGCUAUGGAUGCAAGAGGUAUCUUAUGACACCAUAUCAAAACACCGACAGUCCUUGUAAGCUAAUACUUUCGGUGUCUUCUGUCGUCGUUGUAACGCCCGUUGCGUCCCCGGCCUCCAGCUCCACGCCCAGCACCACGGCCCCUUGUAUCGACAACGAUGAACAGUUCUAA